GGCUCUCAACUUUACACCUUUAUACUUUUUUAUAUAGACAAUACUCUUUCAAUUUAAAAAAUGGCAUUCACGUAUUUCCAAGAUCUUAACCGAAGACUGCGCCAACCAGGCGGUCCUCCCUACUACUUUCGCAUCGCCAACAUAAUCGUCGCAAUCCUAAUGAUCAUAUCAGCAAUCGUCUUUUUCAUCUGGGCAAACUUUAUGCAUUAUAUUUGGCCUUUCAUCAUCAUGUUUGAGCUGGCAGAGCUGGCCUGGCUAACACCCUAUGUGCAGUUCAUGUUCACUUGGCGCGGACGAGGGUUAUUUUACGUUUUCAUAGGGUGUUUGACUUUGGGAUAUAAAGCGCUUGGGUGGGUUUUCGGUGCCAUCAUUACAGCCAUUGGCGCGGCAUACGUUGUUUUGUCGUUUACUGCUAAAAAGAACGAGAGCUAUGUGAGCAAUGUGGUUUCAGGAAGCAAUUCUGGGAGCGAAAUGUAUGGUGAUCAGGGAUCAUAUCCGACACUUCAGCAGCAGCACAAAGACCCGCUGGAUGCGCAACAUAGUACCCAGAAUGCCUAUCUGAGAUCUCACCAGCAGCAGCAGCAGCAGAAGGAACAGAAUUUGAAUCCGUUGAAUAUGCAGUAUGAAUCUCAUAAUGUGUACUCGAUGCAGGGACAUACUGACGAUGGACAGCAGUACCAUGCUCCGUUAACUAACCCGACACAAGCGUACGAUCCGACAGCAGCGGCAAACAACGUUUACGCGCCCAUUUAAAAUUAGGAUAUCUACUGCUGUAAUUUUUUUCUAAAAUAAAAUAAUUUUUAUGUUGAUG
This is a messenger RNA of Kickxella alabastrina, 811 nucleotides long. Its product is annotated as COPI associated protein-domain-containing protein. The transcript is spliced from 2 exons. The coding region runs from base 61 to 753 and encodes 230 amino acids. Lineage: Eukaryota; Fungi; Kickxellomycota; Kickxellomycetes; Kickxellales; Kickxellaceae. The record is from RefSeq and is a predicted model, not a curated record.